AAUUUUCCAACUCAGUCUGGUGCUAGAAAUCGGCGCGAACGGAUCUACCGGUGAUUUCCUAAUAAACUAAAGGAAAAAAAAGUUCGAUUAGGACGCUUUUCCCCUAAAAAAGUGUUGAUCACUUACCGGGAGUGAAUUUGGUGGUUUAGUGAAAUUUUGACAGUUCUUACAAACAUAUAAUUCAAAUACAAUGGCGCCUCGCAACAAGGAACAGGAACAGGAAGUCCUGAACUGGAUCUCGGAAGUGCUGGGCGAGAAACUCCCCCCGGGUGCCUACGAAGACGUGCUCCGCGAUGGUGUCGUCCUGUGCAAGCUGAUCAACAAGAUGGCCCCCGGUUCGGUGAAAAAGAUCCAGGAACGGGGCACCAACUUCCAGCUGAUGGAAAACAUCCAGCGGUUCCAGGCCGCCAUCAAGAAGUACGGCGUCCCGGAGGAGGAAAUCUUCCAGACCGCUGAUCUCUUCGAACGGCGCAACAUUCCCCAGGUGUCGCUGUGCCUGUACUCACUGGCCCGUAUUACCCAAAAGCACCCGGAAUACACCGGACCAAGCUUGGGACCCAAGAUGGCCGAUAAGAACGAACGUACCUUCACCGAGGAGCAGCUGCGAGCCAACGAGGGGCAGCUAAAUUUGCAGAUGGGCUUCAACAAGGGAGCGUCCCAGUCCGGACACGGAGGUUUCGGCAAUACGCGCCAUAUGUAAACAACAAAGAUGGCGGCGCUGCGGUCAUUCACCCAUCAUUCGUCGCCUACUGAGCGUUGCUGUCACUCAUCCUUCACUCAUCAGCACGCCGCUCAUUUCUUAUCGCAAUAUCGGUCAAAAUCUAUGUCACGCGCUUGCUACUUACAUACUAUCUGUCAUUAGGUGAGGUGUUUUCACUAAACCAUGAGGGAAGAAAAAGGCAAGAAAAAAUCCCAUGGCCUGCUUCAUCGUUAGUAUUUUAAAACAGUUUGAACGAAACAAAGGAAAAAGGUAUUUUUAAAACUAGCUCAUUUUGGGGUACAAAUCAGUCGUUGGAACAGCUCACAAAAAAAAAACGUUUCCAACCAAUUGCAAAUGAAAUCUUUUCUGCUCGCAUCAAGUAUUUAUUUUAUUUCACCCCACGAAUCUUCAAUCGAGAGAGAAAAAAAACGCAAAGAAAAGUGAUUAAAAAAAUCCAACCAACCUUGAUUCCUCGGUCCAAAAUCGUUGCCAGAAUCGCGCUUUCCACCGAAAAAAAAAACGCAAAACAAAACUCUGAGCAGCAACACGAAGAAAACUUUAUGGAGGGCAACGAUUUUUGCAGUCAUUGCUAUUUUUAGGGUUAACAUCGAAACAGCCAUCAGUCCGCUUUUACGAGUGUGUUCCCGCGCACAUAUAAACAUUUAUAGAUAUAAACGGUUCAAGUUUUUGCUACGAGAGCAACCGAAAAAAAAAUAACAACAAGUUACUGUUUUAGUUUUAGUUUCCCUUCGAGUGAAAUAUGACUUGAAUUCGAUGAAAAGGUGGAAGGUGGAAAUCUGUUUAAAAGUAAAUUUCGACUGCUUCUGGCGGUUUGCCGGUUAUAAUUAUAGUUAGGAGGGAUCAUCCAAAGCGAAAAUCACGAACGUGAAGAACCACCCACGCUCUAUGUUAUUACGAUCGGUGAUAUUUCGAAAGGGAAACUCACGUUAAAAAAAAAAACUAGUGAUCUAAUGAUGAGUGACAUUUCGUUUGCGUUUUCGAUUGGUUUGGAGAAAUUGGAAAUUGGCAUUGGAAACGAUUCCAUUUGCAAAUGUUGAUACACACUCACUCGCGCUGCUCUUGGUUU
Molecule: messenger RNA, 1787 nt
Organism: Uranotaenia lowii
Lineage: Eukaryota; Metazoa; Arthropoda; Insecta; Diptera; Culicidae
Product: myophilin
Exons: 3
Coding region: 191-700 (169 amino acids)
Biological process (GO): actomyosin structure organization
Molecular function (GO): actin binding
Source: RefSeq, a predicted model, not a curated record